Molecule: messenger RNA, 3924 nt
Organism: Theobroma cacao (cacao)
Lineage: Eukaryota; Viridiplantae; Streptophyta; Magnoliopsida; Malvales; Malvaceae
Source: RefSeq, a predicted model, not a curated record
AUGGAACGAGAUGGGGAACAAAUGGCUGCAAGUGGAAUAGCUGAGAAUACUGAAUUUACAAGAAAAGGCUUCAAUUUUCCCUUGAAAUCAGAAGGUCAUAUUUUGAUGGAAUCCCCGAAAAUAUAUGAAUCACAGAGAAGAAACUGGCCGGUGAACGAUGUUAGCGGCUUUGCACCUCAAUGCCCUAGCACUUCUUCUAUGAUUGAGACUGAGACAGGUGUUACAGUGGAAGAAUUGACAGUGGAAAACUAUAAGACCUCAGGUUUAAGUUUGCCCAAGAGCUCAAGCAACUUAAGGCAGGGUCAGUGGCAACGAAUGCAUCAUUUAGAAAGUAUGUCUGAACAUGAGGCUUUAGAUGGAAACGUUGAUCACGUGUUGUUGAGAGCGAAAGAGCAGCUUGCGAGAAUGUCUUAUGAGAACCAAAAGAGCAAGGAUACUGAUCAAACAACUGGAGGAAUUUCUUUGCAUUUGAAGGCUACAGACAACAUGGCUAUCUCAAGCAAUACAUCGUCAGUUGCAGCUACUCCAUUGAAAACGUCAACUAGGCCUAGCUUUUCACAGUUAUUUGUAAAGAAAGGUUUGAAGGGAAAGGGUAUUGUUAGAAGAGAUCCAGAAUCUUGCACAACUGCUGACAAUGACCAGCCUUGUUUACUUGGGGUUGAUAGGUCUGCUACUGCACCUUGCCCCAAUGGAAUUACUUUGAGAGAAUGGCUAAAACGAGGGAGAUGUAAAGAGGAUAAAGCUGAAAGCCUACUUCUAUUCUGGCAGAUUGUGAAGUUGGUGGAUUCUGCACACUCCCAAGGAGUUGUCUUGCAAGACUUACAGCCAUCCUGUUUCUAUUUAUCCUCAUCAAAUAGGGUUACAUAUACAGGUCUAUCUGCUAAGAAAGGACUAGUGUCUGCUGUAAAUAGUGAUUUGAGGAGGAAAAGAUUCCUGGAAGAAAGUAUGAAUGCUGCAAAUUGUAGUUUACGUGCAAAGCUGCUAAAGGUCAAUGAGAACAUGCGAUCUCUUGGACACCAAACAGAGUUCACCUCUCCCCAUGAAUCCAGGAUUGAGAUGGGAAAUAAGAUUGGUUUUCAUACAUCUGUUAAGCAAGAUUCUAACUGUUUUCUGAACCAGCCUCCAAGUUUCCGCUACCCUACUGCAUCUGUUUCACAUUCUAUUUCUGCAGCUAUACAAUCGGAAGAGAAGUGGUAUGUUUGCCCAGAGGUGCUUAAUGGCAGAAGCUGCACAUUUUCAUCAAAUAUAUAUAGCCUUGGGGUUUUUCUUUUUGAGUUGCUAUGUUGUUUUGAAUCAUGGGAGCUGCAUUCUGCAAUGAUGCUGGAUAUGAGCCAGAGGAUUCUUCCACCAAAGUUCCUUUCAGAAAAUCCGAAGGAAGCUGGCUUUUGUCUUUGGCUUCUUCACCCCAAACCUUUGUCUCGUCCAACAACUAGGGAAAUCUUGCAGUCUGAUUUAUUUUGUGGAUCCCAAGAAUGGUUUUGUGGGAACAAUUUAUCAGAAUCUCCUGAUAGUGAUAUGGCGGAAUCAGAGAUAUUACCUCAGUUUCUAAUUAGAUUAGAAGAACAAAAGCAGAAGCAUGCCUCCAAAUUGAUUGAAGAUAUUAGGUUCUUAGAAGAAGAUAUUAAGGAGGCUGAAAGAAGGCACUUAUUAAAGACAUCUUCAGUUUUCCCUCAGAAACAAAAUGAAUUUCCUGAUGCAGGAAAAAAUUGGUUGCAUUUUGAAGACCCCAGAACAUCAGUUGCUCAUUAUAGAUCAAAUUUGAAGUCAGAGGUAAAUGAAGGAUGGUUGUCAAAAAAUAUCAGGCUGCUUGAGCAUGCGUACUUCUCCAUGAGAUCCGAAAUCCAUUCUUCAGAACCUGAUGCUGCAGCGUGCUUUAAUAAAGACUUGCUGAGGAAUGGAGACAGGUUGUCCAAGGUGCAAAGUGCAAAUGGUGAGAUGAGAAUGAAUCAGAAAUCUAUUGAUCCCCUCGGGGUCUUUUUUGAAGGUUUGUGCAAGUUUGCUUGCUAUAGCAAGUUUGAAGCGUGUGGAACAAUAAGAAAAGGGGACCUUCUAAACUCUGCAAAUGUGAUAUGCACUCUCAGUUUUGACCGUGAUGAGGAUUAUAUUGCUACUGCUGGCAUAUCUAAGAGAAUCAAGAUUUUUGAGUUUGAUGCAUUUAUGAAUGACUCUAUUGAUGUCCACUAUCCUGUGGUUGAGAUGUCAAACAAGUCAAAGCUUAGCUGUGUUUGCUGGAACAACUACAUAAAGAAUUAUUUGGCUUCAACUGAUUAUGAUGGUAUUGUCCAGACAUGGGAUGCGGGAACUGGUCAAGGAUUAUGUCAAUACACUGAGCACCAAAAGAGGGCAUGGUCUGUUGACUUUUCUCAAGCUGACCCAACAAAGUUUGCCAGUGGAAGUGAUGACUGCUCUGUGAAGCUUUGGAGCAUUAAUGAGAGAAGUUCUCUUGGCACCAUAGGGAGCCCUGCAAAUGUCUGCUGUGUUCAGUUCUCUACUUUCUCUCCUCAUCUGUUGGCAUUUGGAUCUGCCGAUUACAAGGUGUAUUGCUAUGAUCUUCGGCAUGCUAGAAUCCCUUUAUGCACAUUAGCUGCCCAUGAAAAAGCUGUUAGCUAUGUCAAAUUCUUGGAUUCCACAACCCUUCUCUCUGCAUCCACCGACAACACCCUGAAGCUGUGGCAUCUCAACAAAACCAGUUCAGAUGCAUUGCCUUCCAGUACUUGUGGCUUAACCUUUAGUGGUCAUAAAAAUGAGAAGAACUUUGUGGGUUUAUCUGUUUUGGAUGGAUAUAUAGCAUGUGGUUCAGAGACUAAUGAGGUUUAUUGUUAUUAUAGAUCUCUGCCAAUGCCAAUCACUUCCUACAAGUUUGGGUCUCUUGAUCCUAUUUCUGGAAAUCAAAUCACUGACGAAAAUGGGCAGUUUGUUUCAAGUGUCUGUUGGAGACAAAAGUCAAACAUGCUUGUUGCUGCCAACUCAACUGGAAGUAUUAAACUACUGAAACUGGUGUGAUGAAAGCCUUUUCCAGAAGUUAGUCUUGCUCGCUAAUCUAUUAUUAGCUUACCCGUCCUAAAAAUAGAUUAUAUGCACUUCAAAAAAACAAUGAGUUGGAAGCAGAAAGUUGCAAAGGCUGAAGGGUAAUAAUGAGAGCCAACCACUCAUGCAGCCUCCUUGUAACUGAGUCUGCCUUCAAUGGUGGCCUAUGCAUGCGAAGAUUAUAGUUUGCCACUCCUGCUGGGUGCGGUCAAUGACUUCUGCUUUCCUGCCAAAACUGCUAGGGCCAUUGAGUAUUACAUCUUUCUGUUAAGAAAAUAUCAAGGGAAGUCAAGAAGACAUGUCCUCAACUGUUGCAACAUCAGGCACCAACCCUCGGAAUUGGAGGUUAUUGACUAAGAUGAUAUUACUCUGAGUUAAUGGAUCCUACAGAUUCAUCUCUGCUGCCUCUUGUGGACAAGUUGAUAGCAGAGUUGGGCUUAAGUUGGAUGACAAUAUGGAUGAGAAGUGGCGUCAGGAACUUUAUUUGGGUGCAAUAUUGCAUGAGCAAAAAAGGUUCUGGUAAAUUUAUAGUGGAUGAAGAAUGUGAACCACAAGAAUUUCAUGAAGAUGCAUUCAAGGUUGAGACAUGAGUUCUUUUCAAGAGGCAUGCAACUGUCAGUUUUUGGCAAGGUAUUUUCACUAGCAUUUUGUUUUUUGUAGAAAAAUUUUUUCCUUUCUGAUCAGUUCAAUAAAGUUUUUUGUUGUUGUCAAUAAAUAAGUAUCAUUUCUGAUUGUGAUGUAAUGUAUAGUUUUCCUGUGAAUGUGAGGGACCUUCCUACAAUUGUGAAUCAGAAAUCCCUUUGAAUGUAACCUUUAUGUUUCUCUUUAUGGGCUAUAGUAGCAAUUAUGUACUAUUUUCCAUGUAUUUAAUGGCAGUAUUAGGAUUUGAUUGUUUUA